AUGCAACAUCCACAUAUGGUCAAGCUAUAUGAUGUGUUUCAAGUGGAAAAGUAUUUCUUUAGAGUAAUUGAGUUUAUGGCUGGUGGAGAACUCUUUGAACAAAUUGUCAAGAAGAACUUUUACACAGAGAGAAGCACGUGUUUGGUCGAAGUAUUGCUCGAAACAAUUGCAAUCUGUUAUGAUGCAAAUGUCGUUCAUCGAGAUUUGAAACCAGAAAACGUAUUGCUGAGCAGUGCUGAGAUGAUACAGAUAUUAAGUUUAGACUUUGGUGUUGCAACCAAAACAGCGAUUCAGACUCGAGAUGCAGGGUUAUUUACGGCCUGUGGCACCCAAGAUUUUAAUGUCAGAGCCAACGUACUCUUUCGACUCAUUAAAGCGGGACGCCAUAAAUUCGACUCGCCAUAUUGGGAUGAUGUAUCUGCAGAAGCCAAAGAUCUUAUUAAAAAGAUGCUGAUUUUAGCACCAGCGGAGCUAUGGCCAGCACGGCAAUUUCUAUACCAUCAAUAA
Messenger RNA from Peronospora belbahrii, 507 nucleotides. Lineage: Eukaryota; Oomycota; Peronosporomycetes; Peronosporales; Peronosporaceae. The record is from the annotation of a GenBank genome assembly.